Neolamprologus brichardi is the source of this 1048-nucleotide messenger RNA. RefSeq lists its product as uncharacterized. The record is from RefSeq and is a predicted model, not a curated record. NCBI's taxonomy places the organism in Eukaryota, Metazoa, Chordata, Actinopteri, Cichliformes, Cichlidae.
UCAACCUCCCGUGUCUCCUCCAUCAGACGCUCAUCUCGGCUCAUCCACUCUUUCUCUGGACUCUUGAAAAGACACAGUGACCCAUCGCCCUGCUGCCAUGAAGACUGCUCUGGCUGUGCUGCUGCUCAUCUCUCUGGCCUGCCACAGCCAUGCUCUCAAAUGUCACACAUGCGUGGCGUCCAAUGAGGAAGACUGCAACCGUCAGGGCUCCACCCCCUGUCCUCAGUAUGCUGAUGCCUGCUCCACCAUCACAGGGCCCAACACAGUUAUGAAGUCGUGCACAUACAAGGCCUUCUGUGAGAAGGCUAACAGCGGCACUUCCGGAGCCAAGAUGCAUUGCUGCUUUGGCGAUGACUGUAACGGGCCCCACAAGAGUCACAGCCACGGUGGUCAUCACAACAGCACAGGGGCAAUUUCUUCCAGCCCAGUCCUGCUGAUCACAGCCCUGCUGCUGCGUAUGGCCUUGAGUCAGCUGUAAAUUCCUCCUCCUCCCUUUUUUUGUUUUGUUUUCCUUCCAGUGAUUCAUCACCUCCUCUUUAUCUGUUUUAUUUUUAAGUUCAAAAAAGGGAUUUGAGUUGCAGAGAGUUUCAUGUGGUUUGUGACAAAUAUCAAGUUUUAACGAGGGUUUUUGACGGCUGUGGUGGAAGGGAGUGUGGUCUGUUCUGCAGGUACAAGCUGCUUUAAAGCAGCUUCCUUUGUCUAAGUUAUCAUCCUCUCAAACAGUACCCUUGUUCUCUGUAGCAGCUUGUUAAAUUUAAGAGGAUUUGAACCUGGGGAGUGUUUGUGGUGAAUAAAUGUGUACAAAGUUAAGAACAGCUCACAGCUCUGAUGCACCCAGGGGGGGACUCGGGUGUGGUUUUGGUAACUAAGUGCUGGGGUGCCUCACUAGUUUAGUGCACAGCUAGCUUGCUUCACACCAUAGAACCACAAAACAAAUCUCUUUCGCACGGUAAUCUGAAACUGAUUUAAAAGGUUUAAAAUUGUCUGUGAUGAUGCUUUAUGUUAUCUGUAUGCAAGCUUGUCUGAAUAAAGACCUAAUCACACCCUU